Messenger RNA from Lathyrus oleraceus (garden pea), 4238 nucleotides. Its product is annotated as protein CROWDED NUCLEI 1. The transcript is spliced from 8 exons. Lineage: Eukaryota; Viridiplantae; Streptophyta; Magnoliopsida; Fabales; Fabaceae. The record is from RefSeq and is a predicted model, not a curated record. Bases 310 to 3876 code for a protein of 1188 amino acids. Gene Ontology annotation, cellular component: nucleus. Gene Ontology annotation, biological process: nucleus organization.
AGAACGUGAUACAAGGAGAGAGGGAGAGAGAAAGAUAAAGAAGAAGAGAGAGAGAAAGGGAAAAAAAGUAGAGAGAGAAAGAACCGUUUGAGAUUUUUGGAGACGUUACCGGACUUCAAAUCUUCAAUUCACCGGAAUUUGGGAACUACGGUCACGUCCGGAGACUAGGGUUUUCCUUUUCUCUUGUUUGUAUUUCAAUUUCGGUCGUUUUCGAUUUACGAAGUUUCGCGAUGGGGUUACGAAGUUAAACGACGAAUUCGUGAUUUGAAGUUUCGUUGUUGUUGAGUUGAGAGUUUCGUUUCGGUGGUGAUGUUUACGCCGCAGAGAUUGUGGCCGGGUCGGUCCAUAACGCCGAACAAGAGUGGAGCGCGCACUGGAACCGGGUCGGGUCUUGAUUCGGGCGAGGGUGCUGGUUCGAAAGGGAAAGGUGUUGCUUUUGCUGAAAAUGGUGGAAAUUUGGAUCGUGAGGUUUUGGUUGAGAGGGUUUCAAGCCUUGAAAAAGAGCUUUACGAGUACCAAUUCAAUAUGGGGCUUCUCUUGAUUGAGAAAAAGGAGUGGAACUCUAAGUUUUCCGAGCUAAAUCAAGAUUUAGUGGAAGUCAAGGAUGCUUUUGAACGAGAAAAAGCAGCUCAUUUAUUUGCUCUAUCUGAGGCAGAGAAGCGAGAAGAGAAUCUGAGGAAGGCCUUUGGUGUUGAGAAAGAGUGUGUGCUUGAUCUUGAGAAGGCCCUGCGAGAAAUGAGGUCAGAGCAUGCGAAGACUAGAUUUGCAGCAGACUCAAAGUUAGCUGAAGCAAAUGCUUUAAUAGCUAGUGUUGAAGAAAAAUCUUUAGAAGUAGAAGCCAAGUUACGCUCUGCUGAUGCCAAACUUGCUGAAAUUAGCAGAAAGAGUUCAGAGAUUGAUAGGAAAUCACAUGACUUGGAGGCUCAAGAAUCUGCACUUAGAAGGGAGCGAUUGUCCUUCAUUGCAGAGCAAGAAUCACACGAGAGUACUUUGUCUAAGCAAAGAGAGGACUUACGAGAGUGGGAGAAGAAACUGCAGGAUGGCGAAGAGAGGCUGUCCAAGGGUCAAAGAAUUCUCAAUGAAAGAGAGCAGAGGGCUAAUGAGGUUGACAGAAUAUGUAGGCAGAAAGAGAAGGACCUUGAAGAGGCACAAAAGAACAUUGAUGCGGCUUAUGUAACAUUGAGAGGCAAAGAAGAUGAUGCAAAUAGCAGGCUGGCAACUAUAGCUCUCAAUGAGAAGGAAUGUGAUUCUAUGAGAACGAACUUGGAUCUCAAAGAGAAGGAGUUAUCUGCAUGGGAGGAAAAGCUCAAUGCCAGAGAAAAAGUUGAGAUUCAGAAGCUUGUUGAUGAACACACUGCUAUUCUUGAUGUGAAGAAGCAAGAGUUUGAGGUGGAAUUGGUUGAAAAAAGAAAGUCAUUUGAAGAUGGAUUGAGGAAUAGAUUGAUAGAAGUGGAAAAGAAAGAAGGUGAAGUCAAUCACAAGGAGGAGAAGAUUGCAAAACGGGAGCAAGCCUUGGAAAAGAAAGCAGAGAAGCUCAAGGAGAAAGAGAAAGAAUAUGAAGUAAAAGUCAAAGCUUUGAAGGAACGGGAGAAGUCUAUUAAGUCUGAGGAAAAAGACUUAGGGAAGGAGAGGGGUGAAAUAGAAAGUGAGAGAGAAGAGUUGCUCAGUCUCAAGGCUGAAGUUGAGAAAUUAAAGGCAAACAACGAAGAAGAAUUGCUGAAAAUUAAAGAAGAGACUAAUCAUCUUCAAGUGACUGAGGAGGAGAGGUCAGAAUAUAUACGUUUGCAGUCGCAACUGAAGCAUGAAAUUGAUCAGUAUAGGCUUCAGAAAGAACUACUGAUGAAGGAAGCUGAUGACUUGAGGCAGCAAAAGGAGACUUUCGAAAGAGAAUGGGAUGAGCUUGAUCUGAAAAGAGCAGAUGUGGAGAAAGAGCUGAAAAAUUUGCUUCAACAGAAGGAAGAAAUUUUAAAACUACAACAAAAUGAAGAAGAGAAGUUAAAGAAUGAGAAGCAGGCCACACAAGACUAUCUACAAAGGGAGUUGGAAGAUCUUAGUUCUGCUAAAGAGUCAUUUGAGGCUCAAAUGGAGUUGGAAAAGUCAAGCCUAGCUGAGAAAGCUCAAAAUGAGAAAAACCAGCUGCUUCUGGAUUUUGAGAUGCGGAGAAAAGAACUUGAAGCUGAUAUGCAGAAUCAGUUAGAGCAGAAGGAAAAAGACUUGCUUGAAACAAAGAAGUUAUUCGAGGAGACGAGAGAGAGUGAAUUAAGUAAUAUCAAUUUCUUGAGAGAAGUGGCUAAUAGAGAAAUGGAGGAAAUGAAACAUCAAAGAAGUAAAUUAGACAAGGAGAAACAGGAUGCAGAUGAGAAUAGGAAACAUGUUGAAAGGCAAAGGAUAGAAAUGCAGGAGGACAUAGAUGUACUCGUUGACCUCAACAAGAAGCUGAAAAAUCAGCGGGAACAAUUUAUUGUGGAGAGACGCCGCUUUAUUGAUGUUGUUGAGAAACUUCAGAGUUGCCAAAACUGCGGGGAAACAAUUUCUGAAUUUGUGCUGUCUAAUUUACAUUCUUCUGCUGACAUUGAAAAUUUAGAGGUGCCUUCUCUUCCGAAAUUGGCUGGUGAUAUUACACAUGGUGGUUCUGAGGUAAAUCUGGAUAAGUCUAGGCAAAAUACUGGAGUAUCCCCUUCAGCUGGUACAGAGUCCCCUGUUCCUGGUGGAACUGUCUCUUGGCUACGUAAAUGCACCUCUAAGAUUUUCAAGAUCUCCCCAAUCAGAAAGAUUGACUCUGAUGUUGGUAGUUUAAGGGAUGUGGAUGCUUUGCCUGUUGAUACAACUGAUGAGGAUUCACUAGCGAAAAUUCCUGGCACUGAAAAUGAAGCAGAGUUGUCUUUUGCAAUUGCAAAUGAUUCUUUUGAUGCUCCAAGGGUACAAUCUGGCAAUGAUAUCACAGAGGUUGAAGCCGACCAUGAUCCUUCUAUUGACAACCAGGGCAACAAUGAAACUGAAGCACCAGAAAACAAUGAAACUGAAGCACCAGACAAGAAUGACACGAAAGCACCAGAUGAUUUACAGCCUACUGAUUCAAAGGUUGAGCAGCAGAAACCUCGCAGGGGAAGGGCCAGAGUAGUAAAGCGCACACAAACUGUAAAAGCUGUUAUCAAAGAGGCUGAAGCUUUUCUCGGGGAAUCGAAAGCUGCUGAGGCAGUACCUGGGGAGUGCGUGGAUGACCGUGAGACUGGGUUUCCAAAUGGAAAUGCUGAGGAUUCUGCCAACAUGGAUUCUGAAAGUCAAAAACCAGCCGAAAAAAGAACGGCAAAUUUGAGGAAGCGAAACCGGGUUCAAACAACAUCUCAAGUUACUGCCAGUGCGAGUGAAGGACAUUCUGAUAUACCAGGACAGCGCAGAAGGACUCGACAGAAGGCUGCUCCUCCUCCUGUACAAACUGCUGGAGAAACAAGAUAUAAUUUGAGGCGACCCAAAACUCGAGCGACAACUUCAUCUGUUAGAGACGUGUCUGGUGGCGGCAAGGAAGGCGAGGGAGAGGUUGGUCCUGCAAAAGCUGCAGAAGCUUCUCAUUCCCACUCGGUCGGCAUUACCAACGAAAUUGGUGGCAGCAUAGAUCUUGAUGAGUCUCAGAAAGUAGUGGAGACACAUGAUGAUUUCGACAAUACCGCCAGGACUUUUGCAAGCAACAUGGCUUUGAGUGAGGAGGUGAACGGAACAGCGGAUGACGCGGAGGAUCAUGAUGCCGAGUACAGGAGUGAAUCCCGAGGAGUUGAGGAUGAGGAGGAGGAGAACGAGGAGAACGAGAUUGAUGAAGAUUAUCAACAACCUGGUGAAACUUCAGUAGGGAAGAAGCUAUGGAAAUUUCUUACCACAUAACACUAGACCAGAGCAUUGGUUUGUGUCUUGACAUCAUCAACUUUAGAGAUGAUGUCAGAAGUUGAAUUGUAUUAACAAUUGGAAUUAGAUCUAUAUAACCAAGGAGAGGUACUUAGGAAGGGUGAUUGAAUUUCUUUAGCACAUUUUCAUUUUCUGUUUCUAUGGAUAUUUGGAAAACCUUUUGGAUAUUUGUUGAUAGUUUUAGGCAUUUGAUAGUGUAGCUCCUAGUUUAGAGAUUGGAUUUUUAGCCACUCCAUUUGGAAAUUGAUUGUAUCCAAAUGUAUGUAUUUUGUUUCCUAAGAUGUGAUAGUUUGAAUUUAAUGAGCCAUCGUGUGAACUUGGGGCGAUAAUUUGUGUUUUAA